Molecule: messenger RNA, 1231 nt
Organism: Chironomus riparius
Lineage: Eukaryota; Metazoa; Arthropoda; Insecta; Diptera; Chironomidae
Source: the annotation of a GenBank genome assembly
UCAGUUGCAUUACACUUAGCAGACUGAAUCUAUAGGAGCUGAGAACAUGAAGCUUUUGAUCAUUUUGAGUGCUGUAGUACUUGCACUAGCUAGUGACCGCAGUAAUCACCAUCAAAGAUCUAAUUGGGUUCGUCAAAACAUUCGAUCCAACAAUCACAUCAAUCCAUCAAGUUCAUCAUCAGAAAGUGACGAACAAUCACCAAAAAUCCUAAAAACUAAAGUUUUCAAUCCAAACCGCUGCAAUCUCGUCCCAGAGCCAACAUCCUAUGAGUUGAGUCUCUUCCGUCAAUGGGCUGCAAAGCAUAACAAGCACUACUCAGAAUCCGAACAAUCUUGCAGAUUAAUCAAUGUUAUUAACACAAUUCGUGACAUUCAUGCUCAUAAUCAGCGUUACGAUGAAGGCAAGGAAACUUACAAGCGUGGAUUAAAUCAUCUUUCAGACUUGACAAUGCAGGAAAUGCGUGAUCGAAUUUUAAUGAAAAAGCCAAAAAGCCAACUUGCUCAUAGUAAAUUAAGUGACUUGCCAUACUUACCAGAUGCAAGAGAGAAUGUCGAUUACAGAGAUGAAGGCUUAGUUGGACCAGUUGCACAGCAAGGAUAUUGUGGAAGUUGUUAUGCAUGGUCAAGUGCUGCUGUUGUUGAAGGACAAUUGAGAAAAUGUAACAUCUUUAAAGAACCAGUUUCUGUCCAAAAUAUGGUCGACUGUCCAACGGAAGGAUGUGAAAAAUGCAAGGGUGGACUUCCUUAUUUUGUGUUUGAAUAUCAGAAGCAUGGUGGAAUCUUGCCAGCUGACAAGUAUCCAUAUUUGGACAGAAACGGAACCUGCAACUUCAGUAAAAGUGACAUCAUUGCUUAUGUUGAUCAAGCUUUUGGAUUCAACUUCAUGCCUAUUAAAAGAAGACAUGAAUAUAUCAAGAAAAUUGUCUCAAUUGUUGGUCCAAUCUCAGUUGGUCUGUGUGCUGAGCAAAGCUUCAAAGAUUACGAUUCUGGUGUUUAUAGCAACGACAGUUGUGGUGAUGAAAUGAAUCAUGCUGUAACAAUUGUUGGAUAUGGAUCAGACCCACGUGAUGGUGACUAUUGGUUGAUCAAGAACAGCUGGGGCAAGUACUGGGGUGAAAAUGGCUACGGACGAGUCGCAAUGGGCAAGAACAUGUGCCAGUUCGAAAGUGAAGUUUACUUUGCACAACUCCGUGACUCAAGAGGAAAAGUUUGUGAAUUAUUUGAUUUUUAA